AUGGCAGGGCGAUGCAGGCGUGUGGGGCCGUGUGGGCAACGGAGGCGGCCUCUUGUGGAAAUUCUGCACACCGCCACGUGGUCCUGGGGUCGAAGGGUGGAGAGACUUCUGGCUCCCAUCCCAUCCGUUCCCCAUUCCGGUGCCAGGAUUUCCUCCAUCCUCCACACCCCCCAACUCUGCUGUGCAGCCCAAACUUCCGGGCCGGGCCGCAAAAACGAGCUCCCAGACGGGCUCCGCCGCCGCUCGCCUUCCGGCCACUCCGGCGCCAUGCUGCGCUGCCAGCCGCUUGCUGUGCGCCAGCCCGGCGCCGCCUGCCGCCUGGGUCCUGCCAGCCCCACAUGCAGCCGCGUCCUGCGCCGCCUGCCAGGCGGCCGCGCCGCCGUGCGGUGCGCCGCUGCGCCCGAGGGCGGCGCCACGGGCGGCUCCCAGCCGCCCUCCAGCCGCCGCCUGAGCAGCCUUGAGAAGGCGGCUGAGCAGGAGCGGCUGCAGCGCGCGAUGCUGGGCCAACAGGCGCCGUUUACAGCCGACAGGGCCAGCGCCGGCGCACCGCACGCCGCGGCGCACCACUCCUCGCUCGCGCCGGGCGCCAGCGCGCCGCAGGCGGAGCCGGAGCCGGGGAGCUGGGAGGACUGGAUGCGCUACUUCUAUGCAAUGGACGACGUGGUGCACGACCUCGAGUCGCUCCACACCGAGCUGGCGGAGGCGGUGGAGGCGGAGGAUUACCGCGCCGCGGCGGCGCUGGCCGCGCAGCGCCGCCAGCUGGAGGCCUGCGACUGCGUGGGCGAGGCGCUGGGCGCGCUGGAGGCGGCGGUGGCGGAGGAGCGGUUUGGGGACGCGGCGCGGCUGCGGGACGAGUGCUGCGUGGGCCUGCUAGGGUGGUGGGUGGGGCGCGGCGACGGCGACCCCACCGGCCACCUGCUGCGCAUGACGACCGACUUUGGGCGGUAUGUCGCCACGGCCUACACCCCGCGCGACGUCACAGACCUGCUGCCGGCGCUGCAAAACACGCCGCUGGGCGACGCGCGGCUGGCUGCCGCCGCGGCCGCGCUGCUGGAUGCCUCGUCUGCUGAGGCGCAGCAGGAGGCGGCCGCCCCACUGAGGCCUGACGACCUGGGCCUGCCUGUGCUGGAGCUCUUCCUGCGCCGCGGCGUGGAUGGCCGAGGCUACGAUCAGCAGGCUGUGGCGCUGUACGCUCCCGACGCCGCCCUCAUGGCGGAGCAGCAGCAGGAGGUGGCUGAUGCGGAGGCGGUGGCCUCCACCCUGGUGGACCUCAUCAGCACAGACGCCGGCGGCGACUCGAUUGUGUCUGUAGAGAAGGGCCGCAACGAUGACGGCAGCAGCUUUGUGAAGAUUGAGAUUGCCAGCCGGGGCGAGGACGGCGACGACGAGGGCGGGCUGCCGCCGGGCGGGGAGGUGGCAAGGGCGGAGGGUGAGGAUGAGGAUGAUCUCGACAUUAGGACCAUUGACGACCUCGCGGCCAGCGUGGGCAUGACCGCGGCAGACCUGGGGAUGCACCUGGCCGGCGGCAGCAGCCGCGCGGGCGCCGACGACGCGGAAGCAGCGUCCGCGGCCGGCGCGGGCGGGGAGGAGGAGGAGGUGCGGCAGCUGCAGCGCUGGCAGCAGCAGGCGGCGGAGGCGGCGGGGGGCGAGGCGGGGGCGCCGGGGCGCAGGCGCAGCCUGCGGGACGAGGUGGCGGCGAUGACCGAGGCGCUGCUGCAGGGCGGGGAUGGCGGCUUCUCAGACUCCGAAGCGGAGGACGCGCAGCAGCAGGCGCAGCAGCGGUGGGGCGGCGAGGAGGGCGAGGAGGGGGCUGUGUCGCUGGAGCGCUCCGCCAGCCAGCUGGGCUGCAUACUGCAGCGGGCGCCCGCCCAGAUUGAGUGGCAGGGGCGCGACCGCUUUGUCGUGACUGUGAGCGAGCCGCCGGCGGUGGCGCGGGCGCGAGAGGCUGCCGAGACCGAGCAGGCCGCGACGCAGCAGCAGCAGCAGCGGAAGGAGGAGGAGGUGCAGCUCAAGCGGCCCCCGCUGCGCAUCAUUUACGACGGCAAGGAGCAGCAAGGGCUGGGCCCGAACGGCGGCGCGGCACCGCCCCAGGCCGGCAGCAGCAGCAGCAGCAGUGCCAGCGGCAGCCGGCGGCAGCCAGACGGCAGCUACGACGUCCCCAUUACGGCCGAGGAAAGCGACAGCGAGGACAUCAGCGUGCUGUUCUCCCAGCAGCAGCAGCAGCAGCAGCAGCAGCAGGACGGACUGCAGCCGCCGCACCCCUCCCAGCAGCAGCAGCAGCAGCAGCACUCUGUGGCAGAGGACAGCGCGGCGCUAGCAGAGGAGAUUGAGGCGGUGCGGGGCGAGCUGGAGGCCGGGCGCAAGCCCUCCAAGGACAGGAUCAACGACAUUGCGCGGCGCGCCCUGGGGCUGGCGAUUGCGCAGGGUGUCGGCGCGGCAGACGCCUCGGGCAACUCGCUGGCGGGGCGCUGGGCGGCGCUGGAGGGGCGCACAACCUACGAGCGCCUGCCGCUGGGCAGCUGCGUCAAGACCGACCCCUUCUCAGGCCUGUAUGUUGGCACCUUUGGGCCCCACGGCCCCGAGCUGCUGCAGGUGUCGCGGCAGGUGGAGGGCGGGCGGGAGUGGGCUGUGGCCACCAAGCUGACGGGGGAUCCCAACGUGCCCGCCGGCACCGUCAGCUGGAAGGCGCUGAUUGGGCGCGGCAACCGGCUGCCAGCGGAGAUGUACCCUCCCGAGAUGGCGGUGACCGCGCGCUACAAGGGGCAGGGGCAGGUGGCGCAGACGGGCUUCACCAACGCCAAGUGGGUGGAGGGCGAGCUGCUGGUGUUUGGCGCAGACUCACCCUUUGUGCGCGGAGCGCAGCUGGGGUACCUCAUUGUGCUGCACCGCGUCGACCUGGAGGAGCUCUUCCCUGAGGAGGGCAACUAG
This is a messenger RNA of Chlorella variabilis, 2928 nucleotides long. RefSeq lists its product as hypothetical. The record is from RefSeq and is a predicted model, not a curated record. Gene Ontology annotation, biological process: singlet oxygen-mediated programmed cell death; response to singlet oxygen. The coding region runs from base 1 to 2928 and encodes 975 amino acids. NCBI's taxonomy places the organism in Eukaryota, Viridiplantae, Chlorophyta, Trebouxiophyceae, Chlorellales, Chlorellaceae. Gene Ontology annotation, cellular component: thylakoid membrane. The transcript is spliced from 15 exons.